Prorocentrum cordatum is the source of this 3756-nucleotide messenger RNA. Lineage: Eukaryota; Dinophyceae; Prorocentrales; Prorocentraceae. The record is from the annotation of a GenBank genome assembly.
AGCCGUUGGGCUCAAUGGGGUCAAUGCGGCGUUCAGGUCCACGGCCGGCAACGAGUUUCUGCUCGGCAACGCUGGCUCAACGCAUGUGUUGGUGCCCGUGUCCUUUGAGGUGGCGGCGCCACCUCCGCAGCUUUAUAGACAGCAUAAAUUGCCAUGUCUGGGGCAUUCCCGAGGAUCACAACCACCUCGAUGGGGUUGCGACCUUUACUUUGAGAUUCAGCAACCCUCAGCAGGAACACGGCUUCGCAGUUUUUCGCAAGGCGCGCCUAUCUCGUUCCGCAUCAAACUACGCAAUUGUGACCUUGUUCAUUUACCUCAUAAUGCUCGCAAAUCUUCUGAGAUCCGGUAUGGGUCCAAGCUCUAGCCAUUUUGCUGCAGAUCUCCCAACGGACGAUGGUCGCGAUCUGAUGAAACUCAAGUUGAUUCUGAACUCCGUAGUUGUAUUCGUCUAUGUAUUUGUGCUGUUUGUGGGGAAAUCCCUCGCGCUUCGUGGCCGCAUCGGGCCGGGGGCACUGGAAAUCACCAUUGUGGUAUCGGUCACGUUUCUGAUGUCUUUUGUCGCGUUGACCACUUCUCACUACAUGGCCAGGAUUGCUGGCCAUGACAACACCAGAGCGGUGUUCGGCUUCUCCGCCGAGGUCAUGGCAACCCUGGACACCCACAACUUGCUCAUGAUAGAUCUCUGCGUCACCGUAGCGCACCUGGCACCCAUCCGUUGGGUGGCCCUGCUCCCUCUGGAGGUAGCGGCCGUCCUGGUGUACGUGGUCCCCGCCUACAUCAUCGGCAGCACCGUCCCAGCGGCGAGGGCCCUCAACAGCAUCACGCUGUUCGCGCUCACCCUGCUCGCGGCGAUCGGGCGGCGCGCGUGCGAGCGGCAGGAGCGGCUCCUCUUCUCGGGCCUGCUGACCGAGAAGAGGCAGAGGCCGCUGUUGGGCAGGCGGCCUCCUGCCUCAAAUGGACAACGCCCGCGGCGGCACCGACAGCGAGGCCUGUUCAAGAUGCGCAGGAACUGGUGUCGGUUUCAGGCGGAGUUCCAGCUCUGCGAGCGCCAGGCCGGCACGACCGGUCAGGGCGGGGAACCCUCGGAGUGUUCGCGCCCCGACACGACCGCUUCCGGGCAGGCCUUCGAGGUCGCGGGCGACGGCAGCCUGUUAGCCAUGCGGGCCGUUGGCGAGAAGGAGGGCUGGUUGGUCAGGGAGUCGGACGUCGUGCCCCUGUCAGGUCGCUCGCUCGGAGAGGGUAGUUUUGGUGUGGUUACCGGUGGCCUGUACCAUAGCACCUUUGUGGCGAUAAAGGCGCCCAAGCAGGACGUCUGGCUGACCGACAGGGGCCUCGACAGCCUCUGCAACGAGCUGCGGAUCUUGCGCCGGCUUCGGCACCCGAACAUCAUGUUUCUGUACGGUGCCUGCUUGAAUGACAGUCUCACGACCAUAUUUCUCGUUCUCGAGUUUGUCCGCGGCGUGACGCUCACCGAUUUCAUUUGCCAGGCCUCGAGCUCUUACCCUAGCCAGUCAGACAGAGUCAGCAUCGCGAUCGACGUAGUGAACGCGCUGCGCUACAUGCACUCGAGGAAGCCUGUUGUGGUGCACGGCGACCUCAAGAGCUCCAACGUGAUCGUAGAGCAGGUGACUGUGCGCCCAUCUGGCACGGAUGCGAUCGAUGAAUGUGUGUCUGCCUGCGCGAAGCUCUUGGACUUCGGCUUGUCUCGCCUUCUCACGCGCUCAUCACAGUCGUUGGGCGGGACGACUCGCUGGAGGGCCCCGGAGCUCUUCCAACACGAGCAUGUUCGACCCGAUGCGGCCGCGGAUGUAUAUUCAAUGGGCCAGCUCUUGUUCUUCAUCGCAGCAAAGGAGAAACCAUUCCACGGCACGCGCACAGAAGACGUGGCACGCUCGCUCAAGCGUGGCUCGGUGCCCUGCCUCGACUGGCCAGCCAGCUGCGACAGCGAAUGGCUGCCGCAGCGCAGUCGCGCAGUGGUGGAGUGGUGCACGCGCAAGGAGCCGGCCGCCAGGCCCAGCUCCGAACAGGUGAGCGCCGAGCUCAGCCGAGUGCUCCGGUGGGAUCCCGCGCGCGUGGCGAGCGGGCGCAUCCUCGAGGGCGCGAGCGGUUCCAGCGGCUCGUGCCACUGGGCGCCCGCGGCGGCCGCGCCGCUCCCUCCUGGAGCUCCGCCGAGAGCUUCCCCAGACGACCUCGAAGGCUUCCCCGAGAACUGGCCCAGGCGGUGCAGCCCGCUCCUGCCCCAGGAGGGGCCGGGCCCUCCGCCGGCAGGCGUGGCCACGGGCAGCGGCAGCUGCAAGAGGGGCACCAAGGGCUCCAGCGGCCGCCCAGGCGAGAGGCUACCGGCCGUGCCCGAGCACGCGGGCCUGGAGCGGUGCGGUGCAAGCGUGUAUAUAUGGUUCGACGUGGUCUCGGCCAAGUGGAGCAUAUUACAAGCUGCCAGCUGCUUCGAGUUGUUCUGGGGGCAAGAUCACGCGCCCUCCGAGCUGGGCAGCCUCACUCGCUGGAUCCAUCCAGAUGUCCGUGAGAAUCUAAUCCCCAAUCUCUUGGGUGCAAACAACGUACCAGAAGCUCGACAGGGAGGCAGCCGAGCCCAGCUGGCAGGCGCACGAGCAGGCCGUCCUCUUCCGCCCACCGCUGCUGCGCACUGCGCCGGCCUGCCUGUCGGCAUCUGUGGCGAUAGCGCUGGCCCCCGAGCAGGACCGCUUUGUGGUACAGAUGAGAUUCGACGACAUGAGGUACCUUCUAUUGACGGAUGCCCGCCAAUUAAUCUGAAGCAUGCACGCAGUGAGGCGAGUGUCCGGCAUGGCCCACGCAUAUCGGAAUCGCCAGCAAGUCAAUUUGUCUUGCGAAUUUCGCAGUGUGGCACGCACAUGGAUUUGUCAACAUUGCGACCCCAUGUGCUCCAAUAUUCCCUCAGCCAGCUUGGAAAUUUGAAGCCGUCCCUGGAAAUCUGAACGAGGCGAGCCAUAUAAACCGCGGGCUUGCCUAGGACAUCGAAUUGAUUGGAAUGCUCUUUGUGUUCAAAGCCCAUGCAACGAAUGAAUUUGCAGCUUAUCAGAAACAAGAGUCGACGUCGUCACGGCGGGAGCUUGCCCUGACCGCCCCUUGCCCGUUGCAGCCGCGCCGUCGCACGUUUCGGGCUCCGUCACCGCGCUUUUCGGGGCACGAUGCCCAGCCCCUGCGACGGGAUGGCGUCUGCCCUCCCCCACAGCGAGCGAAGUUCUUCCUCAGCGAGCUCCGCUUCGUGCUGCGCUGAGUGUCCAGAGUUUGUCGAUGUCUCGGCUGGCUGCUGUAGUUUGUGGCCCCUGCCUCUCUAUCUCUCCCUCUUUCUCUGCGCCACCGUUUGGGCGAGGCUGGUCUGCAAGGAAAGGGCAGGCAUGUCGAAAGCAGCCGCUCCUGACCCCUGGCAGUGUGGAGUAUUGGCCCGCUGGCGCUGCCAGAGCGUUCUUUGCUAGAGGCCCGCUGGAGGCGUUGCGACAGCAGCCUCGCGGGCUUCGGGUGGACGCGACCUCGGGGACAGGGCUGCGCCGAGCCUCGCCUGUCUUUUUGGGGGGCGAGGCGCGGGACGAGAGAGGGAGCCAAGGCAUGGCCCCGAGCUGUUUUGCAUGCGGCUCGCGCUCCAAAAGCUUCCAGGGAGGCUGGGCGGGCGGUUUGCGGUAAACCGCUGGCUGGCACCACGCGGUGAGACAGUUUGUGAAGCAUGAACGAAUAUCGGUUGCCCCGUUCUCUCUCCACCGCCCUCCCCUCCCCCUUUGG